UAGGUAGGCAGAGUGAACACCUAGUAUUUUGACGUGUGCCGGGGUCCUCGCAUGAGGGAGUGUUUACAUCGCGUCACAGCAGUUUGUCGAGGGGAUCAAUUUUAAAACAUCAGCAUCAUGUUCCACGGGAUACCAGUGACAGGAGUUGUAGGAGGAGCUCCGGCCAACAAACCUGAGUUAUAUGAGGAAGUUAAAUUAUACAAAAAUGCAAGGGAACGAGAGAAGUUUGAUAACAUGGCAGAGUUGUUUGCUGUCGUCAAGACCCUGCAGGCCUUGGAGAAGGCUUACAUCAAAGACUGUGUCACACCUAAUGAGUACACAGCUUCCUGUUCUAGACUCUUGGUUCAGUAUAAAGCUGCAUUCAAACAAGUGCAGGGAUCUGACGUGGGCUCCAUUGAUGACUUCUGCCGGAAGUACCGACUCGACUGCCCACUCGCCAUGGAAAGGAUUAAGGAGGAUCGGCCAAUCACCAUCAAAGAUGACAAGGGCAAUCUGAACCGCUGCAUUGCAGACAUUGUCUCUCUCUUCAUCACUGUGAUGGACAAGCUGAGACUGGAGAUCAGGGCCAUGGAUGAGAUCCAGCCAGACCUGAGGGAGCUGAUGGAAACCAUGAACAGAAUGAGCAACAUGCCUCCAGACUCAGAGGCUAAGGACAAAGUCAGCCUCUGGUUGACCACCCUCAGCAGCAUGUCGGCCUCAGACGAAUUGGAUGAUAAUCAGGUGCGCCAGAUGCUGUUUGACCUGGAAUCGGCCUACAAUGCCUUCAACCGCUUCCUCCACUCCUCAUAAAAAAUCUGUCCACCCUGGAACCAUGUGUCUGACUUAAAAACCUGCUAAGUUAAAAUAAUCUCUACUUCAUCUUUUUAUGGUUAUUGUUAAGGAGAGGAUUUGUCUGGGAACAGGUUUACUCUCUUCUGAUUCUCCAUUUAUAUCCUUAUGUCCUUUCUUCACAUUUGAUCCCUUUGUCCUUAUUUAUGUCGUGUACAUCCACCACCACCACUGUUUGUGGUACAUUGCGCUGCUUGCAGCCUCGUCCACUGGGAUCUGCCUGUGCUUUGAGAUCCUCCAUCGGCCUGUUUUCUAGCCAAACGUGUCUGAUAAAUACUUUAACACUGGCUGUUUGAUUCUGAUUUUGACAAAACAGUUUGCUAACUUUGUACUGUAGUUUAAAAAGAAAAGGUAUAAUUUUAUACUUGGAUGUUGCAGAGCACCAACACAGAGGCAUGAAUCAAUUAUAUUGGGUAAAUUCUGCCCACAAAAUAAAGGUUGCAACAGCAACAACCUUUGUAUUAUUGGAAAGAUAGAAAUAUAUUUUUUCCUUUUUGGUACCCUAAAUGUAUCCACUAUCCAUCACUGGGGGACAGUUUUGUGUUCUAUGCACCAUGAUUGUGUUCUAUUACACAGGUUUUGCUGGAGAUUUAUUCCAUAGUUCAUUAAAAAAUAAGCUGAAAGUUCAACUGAUCAAAUGGAGCUGAAAUAGUUGUUGGGAAACAUUAUCAGUCUGCACUCUAAAUGAAUCAUUAUAUAGAAACUGUGGUGGAAGUUUAUGUUUUUUUUCAUUUGUCUACAGUUUGUCUUCUGUUAACACGCCUAAUCCAUAUUUCCUUUAGAAGUUAGGGUUUGGCCACCUGAAGUGGGCAAAAGAGAGGUGGACACCCCCCCCUCCUUAUUUUGCUUACUAAAUAUGUUUCAACCCUCAAACACCAGUAGGGAGAACAUAUUUAUUAAGAUUUAUCAUGUAAAUAAUAGUUUUGAUUUUUAAAUAAAAGCAUGUAACAUCUUUUUAGAAAUAAAGUUGAAAAGUCUA
Messenger RNA from Paralichthys olivaceus (Japanese flounder), 1807 nucleotides. RefSeq names its product VPS28 subunit of ESCRT-I (gene vps28). Gene Ontology annotation, biological process: protein transport to vacuole involved in ubiquitin-dependent protein catabolic process via the multivesicular body sorting pathway. Lineage: Eukaryota; Metazoa; Chordata; Actinopteri; Pleuronectiformes; Paralichthyidae. Gene Ontology annotation, cellular component: ESCRT I complex. Gene Ontology annotation, molecular function: protein-containing complex binding. The record is from RefSeq and is a predicted model, not a curated record.